This is a messenger RNA of Panicum virgatum (switchgrass), 729 nucleotides long. RefSeq names its product calcium-transporting ATPase 2, plasma membrane-type-like. Gene Ontology annotation, molecular function: P-type calcium transporter activity. Bases 1 to 729 code for a protein of 242 amino acids. The transcript has 4 exons. Lineage: Eukaryota; Viridiplantae; Streptophyta; Magnoliopsida; Poales; Poaceae. The record is from RefSeq and is a predicted model, not a curated record. Gene Ontology annotation, cellular component: intracellular membrane-bounded organelle.
AUGGCGAAGGUGGCGAAAGAGAGUGCGGAUGUUAUCAUUCUUGAUGACAACUUCUCCACUAUAGCCACUGUUGCUAAGUGGGGUCGAUCAGUGUACAUCAAUAUUCAGAAGUUUGUGCAGUUUCAGCUGACAGUCAAUGUGGUUGCUCUCAUUGUAAACUUCUCUUCAGCUUGCUUGAUAGGGAGUGCUCCUCUUACCGCUGUGCAAUUGCUCUGGGUCAACAUGAUCAUGGACACACUAGGCGCACUGGCAUUGGCCACAGAACCUCCAAACAAUGAGCUGAUGAAGAGAACUCCUGUUGGAAGGAAAGGAAACUUCAUCAGCAACGUCAUGUGGAGGAACAUCAUGGGACAGGCCAUCUACCAGUUCCUUGUGAUUUGGUAUCUGCAGGCUGAAGGGAAAUGGCUCUUUGCAAUCGAGGGCGACAACUCCGAUCUAGUCUUGAACACAAUCAUCUUUAACUGCUUCGUAUUCUGCCAGGUUUUCAAUGAGGUGAGCUCAAGGGAGAUGGAGAGGAUAAAUGUCUUCCAGGGCAUCCUAGACAACAAUGUCUUCGCCGCCGUCCUCGGCAGCACCGUCGUCUUCCAGUUCAUCAUAAUCCAGUUCCUCGGCAACUUUGCGAACACGACCCCUCUCACGUUCACGCAGUGGAUCGCCAGCAUCUUCAUCGGCUUCAUUGGCAUGCCGAUCGCCGUUGCGGUGAAGAUGGUGCCGGUCGAUUCUGCGUAG